Messenger RNA from Amorphotheca resinae ATCC 22711, 1614 nucleotides. RefSeq lists its product as hypothetical. NCBI's taxonomy places the organism in Eukaryota, Fungi, Ascomycota, Leotiomycetes, Helotiales, Amorphothecaceae. Gene Ontology annotation, cellular component: cytoplasm. The record is from RefSeq and is a predicted model, not a curated record. Gene Ontology annotation, molecular function: NAD+ synthase (glutamine-hydrolyzing) activity; ATP binding; glutaminase activity. The annotation marks the transcript as partial. The transcript has 12 exons. Gene Ontology annotation, biological process: NAD+ biosynthetic process.
CUUGUAGUAUUGUCGACCUGUAGCUUGAAUCAGUGGAGCUUGGACUUCGAGGGCAACCAAAGGAGAAUUCUAGAGAGUAUUAGAAUUGCUAAAGACCGUGGAUCAUCACUACGUAUCGGUCCAGAAUUGGAAAUUACUGGUUACGGGUGUUUGGACCACUUCCUCGAGAGUGAUCUCUAUCUGCAUAGCUGGGAAUCGCUGGCUGAGAUCCUCCAAGACCCGGUUUCUUCGGACAUCUUGCUCGAUAUUGGCAUGCCUGUAUCCCAUCGAAAUGUUCGAUACAACUGCAGAAUCAUCAGCUACAACAAAGAGAUCCUACUGAUCCGACCUAAGCUAAGUCUUGCUAACGAUGGAAACUAUCGUGAAUUGCGUUACUUUAGUCCUUGGAAGGGGGAGCGGAUCGUCGAAGACUUCUAUCUACCGAGGAGCAUCCAAAAGAUUGUAGGCCAGAAGAAGACACGUAUUGGAGAUGCUCUUAUUAGCACAAGAGACUCAUGCGUGGGUACUGAGACUUGUGAGGAGCUUUUUACACCUAAAGCGCCUCAUAUUGGAGCUGGUUUAGACGGUUGCGAGAUUAUAUCUAAUAGCUCUGGAUCCCAUCACGAGCUUAGGAAGUUGAAUACCAGACUCGACCUCAUCCGGGAGGCAACUUUGAAGGCGGGAGGGAUCUAUUUGUACGCCAAUCAAAAGGGCUGUGACGGUGAUAGAUUGUUCUAUGACGGCUCCGCUAUGAUCAUUAUCAAUGGCGCCGUAGUUGGUCAAGGUUGCCAAUUCUCCUUAAGCGAUGUUGAAGUCGUUACAGCAACUGUCGAUCUCGAAGAUGUAAGAUCUUAUAGAUCAAGCAAAUCUAGAGCUCUCCAAGCCACGAAACAGCCUUCGUACGAGAGAGUUGAAGUUGAAAUGAGUCUGUCGAGCGAUCCAGAGGAUGUGGAUUUACUCGUUCAGCCCUCACCUCCCCGCGACGUGCGAUUUCAUACCCCUGAAGAAGAAAUCAGUCUAGGGCCGGCGUGUUGGCUAUGGGAUUAUUUAAGGAGGUGCAAACAGGCAUGCAUCGAUUCUUGUGCUACCGCCGUUAUCGUCCACUCUAUGUGUCGACUUGUCUAUGGCGACAUUGCAAAGGGUAAAAAUCCUCAGGUGCUAAAAGAUCUAUUGAACAUCGUAGGCGAACCGUCGACGAGUUCUUGGGUGCCAAAAUCUUCGCAGGAGAUUGCGUCUCGACUGUUUCAUACCGCCUAUCUAGGCAUGCAGGAGAACAGCUCCCCUGAGACUCGCUCGCGAUCAAAGAAUCUUGCCACAGAGAUCGGCUCGUAUCACCUUGAUUUAAACAUCGACGGCCCAUACAAAGCAAUAGUGUCGCUAUUCUCCUCGGUAACCUCCUAUGUUCCAAAGUACAAAGUGUAUGGGGGUACCAAUGCUUCUAAUCUCGCCCUGCAAAAUAUUCAAGCUCGUCUUCGAAUGGUAUUGAGCUACUUAUUUGCUCAACUUCUUCCAACGGUUCGUGGACGAAAUGCUCACAACCUAGAGAGUUCUUCCCCUGGAGGGUUACUUGUCUUGGGAAGUGCGAACGUAGAUGAGUCACUGGUUAGUACUUCUCUUUUCAUUCUCGAGUCAUGA